Molecule: messenger RNA, 4596 nt
Organism: Sphenostylis stenocarpa
Lineage: Eukaryota; Viridiplantae; Streptophyta; Magnoliopsida; Fabales; Fabaceae
Source: the annotation of a GenBank genome assembly
AUGAGUAGUUUGGUGGAGAGACUUCGUGUGAGAUCAGAUCGAAGGCCAGUUUAUAAUCUUGACGAGUCAGACGAUGAUGCUGAUUUUUUGCCAAGAAAGUCUGGGACAACUCAGGAAAAGUUAGAGAGGAUAGUGAGAAGUGAUGCGAAAGAGGAUUUAUGUCAAGCCUGUGGAGAAAAUGAAAAUCUUGUGAGCUGUGAAACUUGCACAUAUGCAUACCAUCCUAGAUGUUUACUUCCACCUCUUAAAGGCCCCCUUCCAGACAAUUGGAGAUGCCCUGAAUGUGUUAGCCCACUUAAUGAUAUUGACAAGAUAUUAGAUUGUGAGAUGCGACCUACUACAGCUGCUGACAAUGAUGCCACAAAGUUAGGGUCAAAGCAAAUUUUUGUCAAACAAUACCUCGUUAAGUGGAAGGGCCUAUCAUAUUUGCAUUGCACAUGGGUGCCGGAGAAAGAGUUUUUGAAGGCAUUUAAGACUCAUCCUCGUCUAAAGACAAAGGUGAACAACUUCCAUCAGAAAAUGGCAUCUGUCAAUACUUCUGACGAUGAUUUUGUUGCCAUUCGACCCGAAUGGACUACAGUUGACCGAAUACUUUCUUGCAGGGGUGAUGAUGAUGAGAGGGAGUAUCUUGUGAAGUGGAAGGAGCUUCCGUAUGAUGAAUGCUACUGGGAGUUUGAGUCAGAUAUUUCUGCAUUUCAGCCAGAAAUAGAAAGAUUCAAUAGACUUCGGUCUAGAUCCAGUAAAUUUUCUUCCAGUAAACAAAAACACAGUGUUAAGGAUGAAACUGAAUUGAAGAAACAGCAGAAAGAAUUUCAACAUUUUGAACAUAGCCCUGAGUUUCUUUCAGGUGGUACAUUGCACCCAUAUCAGCUUGAAGGCUUGAACUUCUUACGAUUCUCUUGGUCCAAGCAGACUCAUGUUAUACUUGCUGAUGAAAUGGGACUUGGAAAAACUAUACAAAGUAUUGCUUUCCUGGCAUCCCUUUUUGAAGAGGGUGUCUCCCCACAUCUUGUGGUUGCUCCACUUUCAACUCUGCGAAAUUGGGAACGGGAAUUUGCAACAUGGGCACCUCAUAUGAAUGUGCUAAUGUAUGUUGGAUCUGCCCAAGCUCGUAGUGUUAUAAGAGAGUAUGAAUUUUAUUUUCCAAAGAAACAGAAGAAGAUCAAGAAAAAGAAAUCUGGUCAGCUAAUUAGUGAAAACAAGCAAGACAGGAUUAAAUUUGAUGUUCUUUUGACAUCGUAUGAGAUGAUCAACUUUGACACUACAUCACUAAAACCUAUAAAAUGGGAGUGUAUGAUAGUUGAUGAAGGUCACCGUCUCAAAAAUAAGGAUUCAAAAUUAUUUUCUUCACUGAAGCAAUAUUCUAGUAGGCAUCGUGUUCUCUUGACAGGAACUCCUCUUCAGCAUCUGCCUCUACCCAUUGCUUUGUGCCUCCUCCCACAGUGCUGCCUCUACCUCAACCUAGAGAUGGUUCCCCUUGCCUCUAUUGAGUAUUCUUUUAGUAGUUGGGUGCAAUGGCUCAAAGAUAAAGAGGGGAAUCGAUGCCACUUUCUUUGUACUGGUUAUUUUGAACUUUACAUGGUUGUUGGUGUUUCAAACAACUUGGAUGAGCUUUUCAUGCUUAUGCAUUUCCUUGAUGCUGGGAAGUUUGGAAGUUUAGAGGAGUUCCAGGAAGAGUUUAGGGAUAUCAAUCAAGAGGAGCAGAUUUCAAGGCUUCAUAAAAUGUUGGCUCCACAUCUAUUGCGAAGAGUGAAGAAAGAUGUCAUGAAGGAACUACCUCCCAAAAAGGAACUUAUUCUACGCGUUGAAUUAAGCAGCAAACAGAAAGAAUAUUAUAAGGCAAUUUUGACCCGUAAUUAUCAGAUAUUAACCCGUCGUGGUGGUGCUCAGAUUUCUCUUAUCAAUGUUGUUAUGGAAUUGCGGAAGCUUUGUUGUCAUCCUUACAUGUUAGAAGGAGUUGAACCAGAUAUUGAUGAUGCAAAAGAAGCAUACAAACAGCUACUUGAAUCGUCAGGGAAGUUGCAAUUGCUGGACAAGAUGAUGGUCAAACUUAAAGAGCAAGGACAUAGAGUACUUAUAUAUUCCCAAUUUCAGCACAUGCUGGACUUACUUGAAGAUUAUUGUACUUACAAGAAUUGGCAGUAUGAAAGGAUUGAUGGCAAGGUUGGUGGAGCUGAAAGACAAGUUCGGAUAGAUCGUUUCAAUGCCAAAAAUUCUUCAAGAUUUUGCUUUCUUCUUUCUACUAGAGCUGGGGGACUGGGGAUAAACCUUGCAACUGCUGACACAGUUAUUAUAUAUGAUAGUGAUUGGAAUCCUCAUGCUGAUUUACAAGCUAUGGCUAGAGCUCACCGACUUGGACAAACUAACAAGGUGUUAAUUUAUAGGCUUAUAACACGAGGAACUAUCGAAGAAAGGAUGAUGCAGAUGACUAAGAAGAAAAUGGUGUUAGAACACCUAGUUGUGGGAAGGCUAAAGGCUCAAAAUAUCAACCAGGAAGAGUUGGAUGAUAUCAUAAGAUAUGGAUCGAAGGAGUUAUUUGCAGAUGAGAAUGAUGAAGCCGGCAAAUCCCGCCAGAUCCAUUAUGAUGCUGCUGCUAUUGACAGAUUGCUGGAUCGUGAUCAAGUUGGAGAUGAAGAGGCUACGUUGGAUGAUGAGGAAGAAGAUGGAUUUCUGAAAGCGUUCAAGAAUUUGCGAUCAUUGAUGCAAUGCUAUUCUGCUGCUGUUGUUGCAUCUUACGUAAAUUCAGAAGAACUAAUAUUCCUAAUGGUUGCAAAUUUUGAGUAUGUUGACGAAGCUGAGGCUGCAGCAGAGGAGGCAGCACAAAAAAGAGCAAUGGAGGCCCUAAACAGUUCAGAAAGAACACAUUACUGGGAGGAGUUGUUAAGAGACAAGUAUCAAGAGCAUAAAGUUGAGGAGUUUAAUGCCUUGGGAAAAGGGAAGCGAAACCGGAAGCUGGACCUAGAGCUUGUGAAGGAUGUCUUGCUAACUUUACCAAGUGGAAUAAGGGGGAAGAUGGUUUCUGUGGAGGAGGAUGACCUUGCUGGUCUAGAAGAUGUAAGCUCUGAUGGUGAAGAUGAUAAUUAUGAAGCAGAACUUACUGAUGGUGAUUCAAAUUCAAAUGGAACUGGAACUACUACAGCUAAAAGGCCUUAUAAAAGAAAAGCCCGUACUGAUAGCACAGAGCCACUUCCUCUGAUGGAAGGUGAAGGAAAAUCAUUCAGAGUCCUUGGUUUUAAUCAAAAUCAGAGGGCUGCAUUUGUGCAAAUUUUGAUGAGGUUUGGGGUUGGUGAUUUUGACUGGAAGGAGUUUACUUCCCGCUUGAAACAGAAGACUUAUGAAGAAAUCAAAGACUAUGGAACCCUUUUCUUGUCCCAUAUUGCUGAAGAUAUAACUGAUUCCUCUACAUUCACAGAUGGUGUACCAAAAGAAGGAUUACGAAUCCAAGAUGUACUUGUUAGGAUUGCAGUCCUGCUUUUGAUAAGGGACAAGGUGAAGUUUGCGUCACAACAUCCUCAGACUCCAUUAUUUUCGGAUGACAUCUUAUUACGCUAUCCAGGUUUGAAGGGUGCAAAGAUAUGGAAGGAGGAGCAUGAUUUGGUUUUGUUGCGUUCCGUUUUGAAGCACGGGUAUGGAAGAUGGCAAGCUAUUGUUGAUGACAAGGAUCUGAAAAUUCAGGAGGUCAUCUGUCAGGAGUUGAAUCUUCCCUUUAUAAACUUACCAGUUCCAGGACAAGUCGGUUCUCAGGCACAAAAUGGUGCAAAUUUGACAAAUGCAGAAGUACCUAACAGUCAAUCCAGGGAAAAUGGAGGGAGUGAUAUACCAGCUGAUGGUGCGCAAGGUUCUGGUGAUGCCAGGAACCAAGCACAAUUAUAUCAAGACUCCUCCAUAUUAUAUCAUUUUAGAGACAUGCAGAGAAGACAGGUUGAGUUUAUAAAAAAGAGGGUUCUUCUUUUGGAAAAAGGGCUCAAUGCCGAGUACCAGAAAGAAUACUUUGGUGAUCCAAAAUCAAAUGAAGUAACAAAUGAGGAACUUAAAAGUGAAACCAAGGCUACCAAUUUUCCAAGUUAUAAAUUAGGGGAAACUGACACCCAAAUGACUGAUCAACUGCCGAAAGUAGAAACAAUUGCUUCAGAAGAAAUUUCGGCUGCUUGUGAUGGUGAUCCAAAUCGAUUGGAGUUAGUUCGUCUUUAUAAUGAGAUGUGCAAGGUAGUGGAGGAAAACCCCAUGGAUUUAGUUCAAACUUCUUUGGCAAGAGAACCAGCAGAUCCUGAUGUAGUCAAGAAUUUCCCACCGCUAGUAACCAUUUGCGAAGACAUCUACAGAAUUCUAACACCCAUACAAGAACAACGUGCUGCAGAUAUUCCAAUAUCAAAUUUAGACAACAAAUCAGAGGCUAUAUCGGACGGUGAGAUUUUGGGCACCAAAUCAUUGGCAAACCAUCGAGAUGCUGGUAAACCUACAGACUCAGCAAACAAUGAGAACAAAGACAUGAUAAUAGAAUCUGAACCUAUAAAAGAUAAGAAUGAAGCAACGACUCUGCCGGAGAAAGAGAAAAGUAAUACAGAAAUGGAUGAAACUAUGGCUGAUGCUGAGUAG